AUGGCGGAGGAACCGUCCACCAAGCAUCAUCAAGACAAGCCGUCGGACAAGAGCAGCAACCUCAUCGACGUUCACGUCCCCGGCGAGAAGCGCGAGUACACCAAAACCCUAAGAGAGGUUGAGCUCCAUGGCAAGGAGACGCUGGAGAUCGUCUGCACCAGCGAACCAGACAAGGACGACGAGUUGAUCUCCAGGCUCUGGAGGAAGGCUGGCGGCAUGCUUCGUAGGAUCGUUGGUGUUGGUGUGCACUACACCAACGGAGAUGAACCACCCUAG
Messenger RNA from Triticum turgidum subsp. durum (durum wheat), 276 nucleotides. The record is from the annotation of a GenBank genome assembly. Lineage: Eukaryota; Viridiplantae; Streptophyta; Magnoliopsida; Poales; Poaceae.